UGCCGGAUCGCCUGGCGUGCGUGUGCGCGGGCAUCAGAGGGGGGGGACUGUGCGAUCAUGAGUGACGGAGGGGACUGUGAGAAAAGCUGGAAGAAGAUUGACCAGUUUUAUAAUUCUAAAAACAUGGUCCAUGGAUCAGUGACAUUCAGGGAUGUGGCCAUCGACUUCUCUCAGGAGGAGUGGGAGUGCCUGCAACCUGCUCAGAAGACCUUGUACAGGGAUGUGAUGCUGGAAAACUACAGCCACCUGAUCUCACUGGGAAGUUCCAUUUCUAAACCAGAUGUGAUUACCUUACUAGAGCAAGAGAAAGAGCCCUGGAUGGUUAGAAGGAAAGAAACAAACAGAUGGUAUCCAGAUUUGGAGUCGAAAUAUGGACCUGAGAAAGUAUCUUCAGAAAGUGAAAUCUCUGAAGUAAAUUUACCCAAACAGGUUAUAAAGCAAAUAAGUAAAACUGUUGGCCUCGAGGCCUUUUAUUUUAGAAAUGACUCAGAAUAUAGAAGGUUUGAAGGACUACAGGGAUAUCAAGAAGGAUAUAUCAAUCAGAAGUUGAUGAGCUAUGAAAAACUGCCUACUUAUAUUCCUCAUGCUUCUCUUAUUCACAAUACACAUAAACCAUAUGAAUGUAAGGAAUGUGGAAAAUACUUUAGUCGUGGUUCAAAUCUUAUUCAACAUCAGAGUAUUCAUACUGGGGAGAAACCCUUUGAAUGUAAAGAAUGUGGGAAAGCCUUUCGACUUCACAUACAAUUUUCUCGACAUCAGAAAUUUCAUACUGGUGAGAAACCUUUUGAAUGUAAGGAAUGUGGAAAGGCCUUUAGUCUUCUCACCCUGCUUAAUCGCCAUAAGAAUAUUCACACAGGUGAGAAACUGUUUGAAUGUAAGGAAUGUGGUAAGUCCUUUAAUCGUAGCUCAAACCUUGUUCAACAUCAGAGUAUUCAUGCUGGUGUAAAACCGUAUGAAUGUAAGGAGUGUGGGAAAGGCUUUAAUCGUGGUGCACACCUUAUUCAGCAUCAGAAGAUUCAUUCCAAUGAGAAACCCUUUGUAUGUAAGGAAUGCGGGGUGGCCUUUCGAUAUCAUUACCAACUUAUUGAACAUUGCCAAAUUCAUACAGGUGAGAAACCCUUUGAAUGUAAGGAAUGUGGAAAGGCCUUUACUCUUCUGACAAAGCUUGUUCGACAUCAGAAGAUUCACACUGGUGAGAAGCCCUUUAAAUGCAGGGAAUGUGGGAAGGCCUUUAGUCUUCUCAACCAGCUAAAUCGCCAUAAGAACAUUCACACAGGUGAAAAACCAUUUGAAUGUAAGGUAUGUGGGAAGGCCUUUAAUCGUAGCUCAAACCUUAUUCAACAUCAGAGUAUUCAUGCUGGUGUAAAACCAUAUGAAUGUAAGGAGUGUGGGAAAGGCUUUAAUCGUGGUGCACAUCUUAUUCAGCAUCAGAAAAUUCAUUCCAAUGAGAAACCUUUUGUAUGUAGAGAAUGUGAGAUGGCCUUUAGAUAUCAAUGCCAACUUAUUGAACAUUCUCGAAUUCAUACUGGUGACAAGCCGUUUGAAUGUAAAGACUGUGGGAAGGCCUUCAAUCGUGGCUCAAGCCUUGUUCAACAUCAGAGUAUUCAUACGGGUGAGAAGCCCUAUGAAUGUAAGGAGUGUGGGAAGGCUUUUAGGCUUCACCUACAACUUUCUCAACAUCAGAAAACUCAUACAGGCGAGAAACCCUUUGAAUGUAAAGAAUGUGGGAAAUUCUUUCGUCGUGGUUCAAAUCUUAAUCAACAUCGAAGUAUUCAUACUGGAAAGAAACCCUUUGAAUGUCAGAAAUGUGGGAAAGCUUUUCGACUUCAUAUGCACCUUAUUCGACAUCAGAAAUUGCAUACUGGUGAGAAACCCUUUGAAUGUAAGGAGUGUGGGAAAGCUUUUCGACUUCAUAUGCAACUUAUUCGACAUCAGAAAUUUCAUACUGGUGAGAAACCCUUUGAAUGUAAGGAAUGUGGAAAGUCCUUUAAUAGUGUCUCAAACUGUGUUCAAUGUCAGAGUAUGUAUGUUGGUGUAAAACCAGGUGAAUGUAAGGAGUCUGGGAAAGGCUUCAAUCAUGGUUCAAACCUUAUUCAGCAUCAGAAAAUUAAUUCUAGCGAGAAACUCUUUGUAUGUAAGGUGUGGAGGAAGAUCUUUAGAUAUCAUUACCAACUUAUUGAACAUUACCAAAUUCAUACUGGUGGAAAACCCUUUGAAUGUGAAGAAUGUGGAAAAACCUUUAGUUUUCUGACACAGCUUGCUCAACGUUAGGUCAUUCAUACUGAUGAGAAGCCAUUUGAAUCUGAGAAACAUGGGAAGGCCUUUAGUAGUGGCUCAAACUUUGUUCAACAUCAGAGUAUCCAUACUAGUGAGAAACUCUAUGAAUGUAAGGAAUGUGGGAAAACUUUUAGAUUUAGUAUGUCUUCACUGCACCUCAAAGAAUUCAUAACAGUAUGAAAUCCUUUGAAUGUAAGGGAUGUGGGAAGACCUUUAGUUGUAGCUCAAAGCUUGUUCAACUUGUUAAAAUUCAUACCUGUGAGAAACCGUAUAAUGUAAGGAAUGUGAGAAAGCAUAUGCUGUGGAUGAUCAGCUUACUCAACAUUAGAAAAUUCAUAAUAGAAAUUUUAUGAAUAUCAGGAGUGUGGACAAGCCUUCACUGUGUAUGAAAAAUUUACUCAAUGCCAGAAAACUCAUAUGGAUGAGAAAUCCUGUGAACAUAAAAGAAUGUGCGGCGAACUUUCAUCAUGGCCUGGGAUUUGCAUAACAUCAGAGUAUUCAUACUGCUGAGAAAUCCUUUGAGUGUAAGGAAUAUGGGGUGUUUUAUGGCAACUCUAAAUACAGUAGAGUUCAGAGAAGACAAUUCUUAUGAGAAAGUCUUUGAAUGAGGAAUAUAGGGCAGUUGUCACAUUCACAGUAUACUCCGUAUGCAAUGCUUUACCAGAUACAGGCAUACCUCACUUAAUUGUGCACACGGUUAUUGUGUUUUAUGCAAUUUGAAGGUUUGUGGCAACCCCACAGUGAGUAAGAUGAUCAGAGUCAUUUUCCAAACAUCAUGUGUCCAUUUUGUGUCUUUAUGUCACGUUUUGGUAAUUCUCAGAAUAUUUCAAAGUUUUUCAUUGUUAUAUGUCCAUCAUGGUGACCAACGACCAGUGAUUUUUUAUGUUACUGUUGUAAUUGCUUUGGGAUACCACAAACAUUGCCCAUAAAAGAUGGUGAACCUAGUUGAUACUUGUUGUGGGUUUUGAAAAAAUAGUCAAAUAUACAAUCAUAUACCCCCACCUAGAUACAAAAGUGUUAACAAUUUGCCAUGUUUAUUUUUUGUAUAUUUGUUGUGCCAUAGAGAAUAAGUUUUACACUUCAUGACACUUUACCCCUUAUUUAAUCAGCAUGGGUAUCACCCAAACAUAAAGACAAUAUCAUAUAGCCAUAGUACCAUAAUUACCCUUAAGGAAAUUAUUCAUAAUUCUGUAAAAUCAUUCCAUUUUCAGAUUUCUUCAUUGGCCCCCAAACCAUCUUUUAUGGCUAUUCAUACUUAAAGGAGAAUCCAUUGCAGAUUCUGAAUUGCAUUUUGUUCUCUCUCUUCAGUAUAUUGUAGCCUGGAAACCCUAUAAAUGUAAGAUCUCAUAUUUUGGUAGGUAUUAGAAUUACCUGUGGAACUUAGUAAAACUGCAGAGGCUUAAGCCCUAGCUUAUAAGCCUGGGCCUCUGUGUUUUAUUUUAUUUCUCCAGGUGAUUGUGAUACCAACCAGAGUUAGAGAGCCACUGGUCUAGAACAUUUCUCCUCAUUCUUAAAAAAUGACAUUAAAUUUUGUCUAGCCCAGGAAAGUUGUCUGCUGUGUGUUUAGAUUUCUUUCUUUAUAGUGUCAUUUAGCCUUGUUCUCUUUGUUGUAUAUUCUGUACAAGGGAGUUUGAGUCCAGAGGCUCUGUUAGGUCUAGAUUACACAUUUUGGGGAAGAAUGCUUUGUAGGUUAUUUGUAUGUCAUGUUUUAUUGUCAGAAAACAUUUAAGUACCGGUCCUUGAAUUAGUGAAACUAAGUUUGAUCAUUUGGGUAAGCCGGUAGCUACAAUGUUAAGUAAUCUGUGGAGAGACUUUGUCACCCCUGAAAAAUUAUAGUCAUGUGUAUUUUAUCCCUGGAUUGAAUACAAAAUGAAAAUAGAAAUAGACUAUUCAGAAAUGAAUGCCAUGAAGGUAUCAACAUAAUUCAACUUGUGUGUUAUGGCUGACACUGUACUCGGUACAAAAUUAGCACCCUCUAGUUUAUGCAGGGAGCCGAGGUUGUUUUGUCUGGAACCCUGUUUUUGUUCAGCAUUUAUCACCAGCAUCUAUACCAUGUCUGGUACAUGAGCUGUUGAUAAACUUUGAAAAAAAUUAAGCACUUAAAUCAAGCUAUAAAAUGUGAUACCAUUGUGGGAUCAUGAAUUAUAUUAAUUUUUUUAAAGAUCAAUAGUAAUCCUUUAUGAUUUUAUUCCAGUAUAUUUAAAAAUCUAUAAAGUGAUAAUUUAUAUUGAUAGCUUUCUUCUUUUUGUGAAUAUAUAUACCCUUAUCAGAUUAUUAUUGUUUUGAUAGACAAUUCUAUUUCUUAACAUUUAAUUGCAUCUAUAAUCAUUAAAGUUAUAAUUUUCUAAAUAAUUUUUCAGGUUUGUUAUUGCAGUGAUUUUAUAAAUCUUAUAAAACACAGUUAUAUAAAACUUGGCUUUCUAGUCUCAUGUUCCUAUUUUUUAUUUCCAGUUUCAUCUUUUUUGUAUUGAUUCUCUUUGACUUUUUUUUUUUUUUUAACUCAACAGAUUCCCUGGGUAUUAACCCAGCACAACUCGUUUAUGGGUCAUUGCACAUCCUGGUAGUGUCAUUAAGGAUUUUCAUGAAAGAUCCCUGGAGACCUUGCAAUGAAACUAUUAUCACGCAAUCUUGGCAUUUCUAAGUUGGAAGUCAGAGUCCCUUUGCAAACAUAAUAAAACACUUCAAAGUAUUUGCUAAAGUUACAAACCAAGUAUGUACAAAUUUAAAAACCACCUUAUACUUUUAAAAGCAGAAAAGGCAUCCAAGGAAUAUUUCCUUGCUUACAAGCUCAGUGAAUGUCCGGAAUUCACUUACAAAAAGAAUUUUCUCAAAUUUAGUUGCCUUUCAAAAAAAUUCUUAUUUCUUUUAUUUGUAAUUCUUUGACACUGUUGCUGCUUCAAGGUUUUGGUAAUUGGCCAAUAUGGUCUUUAUUAUGCUAUUAACAUUUUUACUUGUCCUGAAAGAAGGGAAUAUAAUCAAAGAAACAGAAGGUUGCCGUAACUCGAACCACAUUAUGAUAUCAGGAUGACCCAGAGCCAUGGUUACUAAGCUGUUUAAAUUUUUAGUAACAGAGGUGUAUUAGAAAGUGAUAGGUCAAUUAAAUAAUUUUUUUGAUAAAUUUAAUGAUAGCAUCCCCUUAAAUUAUGCUUAGUCAGCAGCAUUUAAUCUGUUGUCUAUUAUACACCUAACUGGUCUGUUACCUUUCUUAUAUAUUUAUGUAUUACUUAUAAAUAUCUUAUUAGAGUAACUCAUUUUUAAAACAAUAUAUUUCAUCUCCUAGGA
This is a messenger RNA of Sapajus apella (tufted capuchin), 5559 nucleotides long. RefSeq names its product zinc finger protein 780A (gene ZNF780A). Gene Ontology annotation, molecular function: DNA-binding transcription repressor activity, RNA polymerase II-specific. The record is from RefSeq and is a predicted model, not a curated record. Gene Ontology annotation, biological process: negative regulation of transcription by RNA polymerase II. NCBI's taxonomy places the organism in Eukaryota, Metazoa, Chordata, Mammalia, Primates, Cebidae.